CAGAGCCGGGGCGGCCGGGAGCCCGCCGAGCCUCCGCCGCCGCCUCCGCCGGGGCCAGGCCCCCGCCGCCGCCGCCGCCGCCGCCGCUGCUCCUCCUCCUCCUGCGGCCGCCGCAACCGCUGCGCCCCGCGGUGAGCAGGCUCCGCCGCCCCGGCCCGGCCCGGCCCCGCCCGGGCGAUGAGAAGCUGCUUCUGCGUGAGACGGAGCCGAGACUCGCCGCCACCGCCGCCGCCGCCUCCUUCGCAACCGCCGCCACCUCAGCGGGGAACAGACCAGUCCAUCAUGCCUGAAGUCAAAGACCUCUCAGAAGCCUUGCCUGAAAUGCCAAUGGAUCCCAUUACAGGAGUUGGAGUGGUUGCUUCUCGGAACCGGGCUCCCACAGGCUAUGAUGUAGUUGCACAGACAGCAGAUGGUGUGGAUGCUGACCUCUGGAAAGACGGCUUAUUUAAAUCCAAGGUUACUAGAUACCUGUGUUUCACAAGAUCAUUUUCUAAAGAAAAUAGCCAUUUAGGAAAUGUACUGGUGGAUAUGAAGCUCAUCGACAUAAAAGACACGCUACCUGUAGGCUUCAUCCCAAUUCAGGAGACUGUGGACACACAGGAAGUUGCUUUCAGAAAGAAGAGACUCUGUAUCAAAUUUAUCCCUCGUGAUUCAACUGAGGCAGCAAUCUGUGACAUCAGAAUCAUGGGCCGUACGAAACAGGCACCUCCUCAAUAUACCUUUAUAGGGGAACUGAACAAUAUGGGAAUCUGGUAUCGAAUGGGCAGAGUCCCAAGAAAUCAUGAGUCACCUCAACCCACAACUCCUUCCCCAUCAUCAGCUUCAACACCGGCCCCUAACCUUCCAAGGCAUAUCUCCUUAACCCUUCCUGCUACCUUCAGAGGCAGGAACAGCACUCGAACUGACUAUGAGUACCAGCACUCAAAUUUGUAUGCCAUAUCAGCUAUGGACGGAGUGCCUUUUAUGAUUUCAGAGAAGUUUUCUUGUGUUCCAGAAAGUAUGCAGCCCAUUGAUCUCUUGGGGAUCACCAUCAAAUCUCUGGCAGAAAUAGAAAAAGAGUAUGACUACAGCUUCCGGACAGAGCAGAGUGCUGCUGCCAGACUCCCGCCCAGUCCCACUAGAUGUCAGCAGAUACCACAGUCCUGAGGACCAGGAGGGAAGGAGGGGCAGGAGCCAGUGGAGAAGAGCUACCCAGCACUCGAGUGUGCACGCACACACAUGCGCACACACACACACACACACAUACACACACACACACACAUACACACACACACACACACACACACACACACACAGAUACUACUGAAAGGGGAAGGCAGCCCCAUCCCAAAGCUGAGGAGUAUUCUUGGAGUCAUUUCUCCAAACCCUUCCAUGGACCUCAGAGGACCCUUCUUUAAAAAAACAACAACAACAAAACCCCACCAAUCUACCCUUUCUUCUUCACACACUUUAACAUGCAGGGGAGGGGGGAGCACAACUGUUUGUACAUGAUGCUUUCUGGAAUUUUAAAUUGUAAAAUUAUUUUUCAUUUAAUGCCUCCCCACCCCUAUCCCAAAGCCAUCCUGGGAAUUUUUUUUUCUUUAAUCAUUUGCCAUAGUGAUCAACAGCCCCUUAAAAAAGGAAAAAAAAGAAAAGGAGGAAAAAUCUGUGUGAUACAACACAACCUGCCCCUAGAAGUUCCUCUGGAGUCCAGUAGUCAUGUGGUUAAACUGGUCACACACUGAAGGUAUCCCUUAACUAGUGACUGUGGUUUUGACUAAUGUUGGCUCUGGAAUAUUCUACCGAUUGCGCUUAACCUGAAAGCGCCCAGCCACUAAGAAAUGUAAUUGUCCUCCGUGGACUUUUUUCAGGAGGUUGGUUUAGCCUGCAUCAACACCUCUGGUGCUUGCUGGCCCAUCAGCCCAGAUCCUUUGGUGAGUGGCCUCAAACAGCCUGUUGGGAAAAGUCACCUUUGGCUAUAAUCAGGAUCAAGCUUAAGGAAGCAUCUCUUUCCACCAGGAUGAAACUAAGAGGCUGGACUAGGGAACCUUGGGAACAUGCAUCCAGAAUUGAUCUCUGAGGUUUCCCAUUGGACAGUUCUCUGGAAACCCCAGUUACCCCAGAUCCCUAGACUGGACUUGUUCAUUUCUUGGGAAAGAACAACUUACACCUCCAAGCAAAGGUGGAUGAUAUUUUAGAGAAGAGCACAAGUAUGGUGCUGGAGUUGUUGGGCUGCGGUUACACAUGUAGCCACUCACCCAUGACUUGCCCACCCCAUUCAUAGUACCUCAUUGGCCACAUGGAAGCCUUUGUCCACUCUCAACUCACCUGGUUGGAUGCUGAAACGGAACGAGGAGACUAUCCCUUCCACCCCUUCAGCGGAGCACCUUCCUGGAGGCCUCUUACCCAGGGUAUACAUCCACCCGCUGCCUGCCCCCCCCCACCUCAGGGAAGUGGGGCCUCAGCAUGGGGAUUCUUGAUCUCGCUUGCUUUCCAAAGCCAGGUGCAUGUCUGGAUGAUGCUUCUUAAUGUGACAAGUCAUUUCAAACAGUCCAUUUGACCUGUGCUGCUUUUCUAAGUCACGGCCCUAUCACAAAAUUCUGGCCAUGAACUGGAACUUUCCGUCAAGUAUGUUUUGAGUGGAAGGUUGGGCUUUUUUUUUUUUGAUAGUCCUAGUGGUCCCAUCCCCCAUUAAAGAUGUGUUUGCCCUAAUGACUGGUGUUGCCGUAGCUUCUGGCUUGCUCCAAUGCACAAACUUGUUUUGCACAGCUAUGUCUGUAUUUGUUUGCUGUGGAGUGUUGUGAGUUUUUGUUUGUUUUUCCCCUUAGUUCACUAGAGUGUGAAUUUUUUUAGAAUUUGGGUGUCACCAGAUACUGAAGCUUUCUGAGGAGUAUGCUUGAUGAUGCCCUGGAAGAGGAUAGAGAUAGGUCACGGAUGUCAUGUGUAACAUAGCCGGGUAUAUUGGGAAAAAGAUGAGAUUGUGUCAGGAGACCCCACUUCUGUGUGACCUUAAGCAAGGCACUUCCCCUUUCUGCACCGAGGUUUCCCCAUCUGUAAAAUUAAGGGGUAUACUAGAUUCCUAAAUUCCCUUCCAGCUUUAAUCCUGUCAUCUGGGCAAAUGGUCCUUAGCAUUUUGUAGACAAAUAAGCCACCAGAAGAACAGAAGAGCUUCUACGAAAGCACCUAAGUUAACAUCACCACCAAAGCCCAGAUCUGAGUCGGGAGGAUGAAAUUAAUUCAGUUUUAUCCUCCGUGGCUUGGGUAUGAUGGCUUAGGUAUGACAGGGGCCCAGACUGAGCAACACUGCUAAGACCUGUGUCAGCUGUAGGAUGCAGCUGCUGGCUGGGAGAUGGCUCACCUAGCUGGUGCUUUUAAAAAUACUUCGUGCACACAGUACAUAAACUCUUCUGCUCUGACCAAGGCAAAGCCAGGGAGACUCUUAUUCUCUCCCACUCCCAGCAUUCCCUCCCACACACUUUGAUGUUGCCCUCACAAGUUUUAAAUUUGGUCUAGAGCUUUGUGUCUCCCAUUUGUAACAUGAAGGGGUAAGACUAGAUAACCUAAGCUUCCAUUCAGCCCUAACAGGGGAGUCUGGGAAGAGUUUGAGGGCCAGAGAGGAAAAGGAAAUUGCCUAAGGUCACACAGGCACUCAGUAUCACAGAUAGAAUUCAAACUCAGGUCCUCUGGCUCAAAAUCCAGUGUGAUUUCCACCAUACGAUUAUCCUUCCUCUCCUGCACCGUGAAGGUAGCUUCUUAUAUUCAUUUUAAUCUGUUCUUGUUUAAAAAACAAAGAAAGAAAAGAAAAAUGGAGAAGGGCCAUAUGAACCUUAUAGGGCCUUAUCACUCCAGAGUGACAUUUGGAUUGAUGGAUCAUGAGACAGCCCUCCCCCACCCCACCUCACCCCCGCCAAUUCUGUUGAGGCUGAAGAUCAUCCUAAUUUCUCAUUGUUGUUUUACCACCAACUCAGAAUCAGCCAGAUAUUAGGAAACCUAGCAGGUGAUAACCAAGAACCAGAGCGGUCAGUAUAGCAUGAUCAUUACUAUGGUCAAGCCUGUUGAGUUUCCUUUUCUUCUUAAGACUGUUUGCUGUCUCUCUGGAACUGUCAGCCUUUAUUUUUCCCUCCUUUCUCUAAGCCUGUGACUCCUCUCAGGACAAGGCUGGACUUGUCUCUCAGUUUGUCAUCUUUACCUUCCAAGUUUUCUUUUUCCAAGCAAAACUUUUUAGCACCUGUUGACCUAGAAUCAUAGUCUCCUAUACUUUUGGUGCUAGAAGGGACUGCAGCGAUCAGCUAGUCCAGGCCUCUUUCUGAAGGAGGAGUCCCUUCUACUACUUCCUUAACAAGCAAAGGGUCAUAGAACUUCUUCUUAAAGACCUCUACUUGGAAGCCUCACUGUUUCCCACAUAGCAGGCAAGCGGUUACUCCUCUUCAGCUUCAUAGAAAACUGAUUUUUAAAAAACCACACAAACCUCAGAAAGCCCUUAGCCUUCCCAAGACUUGCCAUGUUGAAUAUUCGAAGAAAGGGGCAACUCAAAGAGCUUGGAAAUCUGCAAGUGUGAGGUCCACUGUUUUAUCUAAAGGAACCCAUGGGCUCAUGAAGGAGAUUCCUGCUGGUUUCUAGCAACAGUGUUCAUGGAGGAAUGACUAGCCAUGAAAGAACAGAAGGACUGCACCAUAUUUUAUUCAGGAUGGAGGAAAUAAAAUGAGGUCAUUGUCUCUGAAGGAAUUAGAUGAACCCUGUGGUACUCAGAAGCAACAGAAGCAAUUCAGUUAAGAAAGGAUUUCCUUAGUUCCUGGGGUGUACAGUGCAGCAAAGUAGGGUGUGUGUGUAUGGGGGAGGGGGGAAUUGUCCCUUCCCUCAGGGUACUUACAUUCUAAUUGAAAGGCUGUUGGACUAGGAGUCUGGGGAUCUGAGUUCCCAGUGAGGGUUCCGCCUGAUAUGUGACUGUGGACAAGUCACUUUUUCUCUAUGGUCCUUGGUUUCCCAAUCUAUAAAAUAAGGGGCAGAGGGGCUUAGACCAUCUGAACUUUAAGGUCUCUUCCAACUCUGAAUCCCAUGAUUCUGCAGACCUAAGAGAAUUUAUGAGUAGAGCCAUUUUUUUAAAGCAAAAGCUUCCCCUUGAGAAAGAGUCAUUUCAACCACACUGAUUGACACUGGGUUAACUUUGCAUGUAAUAAUAGUAUAGCUUUCCUGAGGAUCCUAGAGACAGAGGCUCAAUGUAGGUCACUGGGCACAGAGAUUUAUCCCCUGGGAAAGAUGAGCACGGUGUACUAAAGGAACAUAGAGCUUAGAGGACCGGGGUUCAAAUCCUAUUUCCUUAUUAGCUGGUGACCUUGGACAAGUAAGUCACUUUCCUUGACUGGGCCCCAAUUUUCUCUUCCACAAAAUGAUGGGAAUUAGAUUGUAUAAUCUCAAAUUGCUUUCAGGUCUAAAUCCUAUUUGGCUUUUCUUAUGGUUCACUAUUCUUAGGCCCUCAAGCCUCUCACCUCAGAAAAGCUCUUAGAGAUCAAGGACCACUUGACCACUGAACACACCUUCAGAUGAGUUCCCUUCCUGAUCUUCCCCAGGCCAAACAGCAGUCUCGAGGGUUUCCAGGUGACAUGUUGUUAACUAAUGUUUUCAGUAUUUAGUAUGGAGCCGGAGAGUUCAAGAUGGUGAACUUGAACUAACUUGUGUGUUAAUAGUAGUGACAUUUUUGAGACUUAACAGUAAGGAAUUAGCUUCUGUAGCACAUUGACUGUGAAAUUUGUUUUUUUUUAAAGCCAGGUUAGGAUAAUUGAUGCCCAUAAGGAGGACACAUUGAUGUGGGUGUGUUUAGAGUGUGUGUGUAUGUGUGUGUAUGUGUAUGUGUAUGUGUGACAAGUCCUUUUAGACUCUUCCUAACUCUGUCUUCUCUUUCCCCACUUAGAGUAGGAGAGAGGGUUGGGAGGGCAGAUGAGCCGGUGCUCAGCAGGACAUUGCAAGUAUUAAAAUAUGUAUUGUAAUGUCACCUAGAUUCUCUGUGCAGUGUAGGUACAGACUUCUUACCUGGACCACUCUGAAUUUCUGGUGAAGGUGAUGUUGGGAUCUGGAGUAGAGACACAUGCAAGUCAGAAGUUUUCUCCUGUUUACACGGUCUCGUGGGAUUUAUAACUAGAAGCGAACUUGAAGAUCAUCUUGUUCAACUCUGCUAUUUUAUAAAGGAAAAGAUUGAGGCCCUUCGAGGCAAUUGCCGCAGCCAGAAAAAAACAACUCCCUUCCCCAUCUUAUCCUUCGGGCUGGCUCUUUAAACAAUGGACCCAUCCGGAUCUACCCAACAUGGCUGCCAGAGCUGCUGUUUCUCUGGCAUAGCCUCGUGCAGUAGUGUCCGCACCAGGCAGUGACCUUACCUUGGUCUUACAUUGGUUGGCUGGGGAAUGGAGAACUGGAGUUUUCUUGAAGUUGUGAAGGGUCCUUUAUCUUGGGUCUCUCUAGGCUCUACAGGUACUCAUUUCUAUUCCUUUCCCAGUCUCCCACCUCAUCCUACCAUUUAUCCCAUGGUACAACCCAAGCUACAUGCUCCUCUACUACCUGAGUACCUUCCUCAAGCUGAACAAUCUUUCCAUUAAGCCUAGGGAGAUGAGAAUUGUGCUGCUUUGCCCCUCCCCCAGCUCGGUUGCAGAUUAUCCCUAAAACCAAAAAUUUCUUCCCAUUAUAAAAAUCAGUGUGCUAUACAGUGAAAAGAACACUGGAAUGAGAGUCAGAAGCCCUUAAUUUUUCUGACUGCUGCUAACUCCCUGGGUGACCUUGGCAAAUCAGUUCUCUUUGGUCCUCAGUUCCUUCAUCAGUUAAAGGAGAGGAGCUAUGGAGUGGAAAGGAGACCAGAUGUAGAGUCAGGAGAUUUGGGUUUGGAUCCUGGCCAUGCUGCUGUCUAGUCUGGAGAGGUUACUUCCCUUUGGGGAAGGGGGCAGGGAGGGCUCAAUUUCUUCCUCUGUAAAGUAAAAGAGUUGGAUUAGAUUCCUUCCAACAUCAUCAUCCAAUGACCAGAUGAUCUCUUAAAGUCCCUUCCAGCAUUUGUAGCUUAUGCUUGAGAGAUGAGAGAAGAUGAAUCAACUCACUCUUUCCCAAGAUAGCUGCCCCAGGCUUUGGAUUGAUAACCCUGUUGCCUGCUGUCCAUCUAAAUAUGUCAUUCCUGGAGAACAUCAGACUCGAGGCUCUCAGAAAUGACACCAAAUGGGAGCAGUGAGCAUGUCAAACCAUAUUGGCUACCUCUGGGCCAUUACAGAGGAUCCAUCCAUUACCCUGUGGGGCAAAUCUCCUUGAAAGCUUGAGCAGAAGUAUUCCUUAAUUCUGGUGACUUGAAAAGCCAACCAUGGGAUAACAAAUUAACCCUACUCAGCUUCUUAGUCUCCUACGUGCUGAGAGAAGAACAUCUAAAUGGAAGAUUGUAUCAUCUCCUACCACCAUGAAGAAAGAAGCCCUUUAUGAAGUAGCCAGGCAGGGUCAAGAUGCUGUGCACUUGUUGGGCUAUUGGAAUUGGACUAACUGUGCAUUGAUCUCAUUAUGUUAUUAUCUUUUGUAUUUAUUUUUAGGUGACUCCUGUAUUUUAUAAAGGGAAGUUUCACUGUGUGAUUAUUAAUCUGUAUUCUUAAUAUAAUUUGUCAAAUAAAAGUUUGUUUUAACCACUUCUCACCA
Molecule: messenger RNA, 7632 nt
Organism: Dromiciops gliroides (monito del monte)
Lineage: Eukaryota; Metazoa; Chordata; Mammalia; Microbiotheria; Microbiotheriidae
Gene: MVB12B
Product: multivesicular body subunit 12B
Exons: 10
Coding region: 178-1146 (322 amino acids)
Biological process (GO): viral budding; regulation of epidermal growth factor receptor signaling pathway; virus maturation
Cellular component (GO): late endosome; ESCRT I complex
Source: RefSeq, a predicted model, not a curated record